Messenger RNA from Zea mays, 1597 nucleotides. RefSeq lists its product as uncharacterized. The transcript is spliced from 6 exons. The record is from RefSeq and is a predicted model, not a curated record. Bases 155 to 598 code for a protein of 147 amino acids. Lineage: Eukaryota; Viridiplantae; Streptophyta; Magnoliopsida; Poales; Poaceae.
CAGCUGAAGUCGCCGCCGCCCUCUGCUUCUCUCUCUCUCUCUCCCACCCGCCUCCUCUCUCCUCCCCCUCGCUCCUCUCUCCGACGCGCAGCCGAGCAGACCGUGCCGACCGCGCGACCCCGCGACCGCGACACCGACGCGCCAGCGCCCUGCCAUGUGCGCCUGCAGCCACCCGGAGACCGACCGAGCUCCCUGCGCCCAUCGAGCCGCCCGCGCGCCUGAAGCCCUGCUCCACACGCACCCCGGACACCCGCCCCUGCUCAUCUGGCCGAGCGCCCAGGCAUCGCUGUCAGCCCGCGCGCAGCGCCCGAACCGAGCCCGCUCGACGUCCGCGCUCGGAAGCCGCGCCAGGAGAUCGACGCCCUGCCCCUGCAACGCCCCGCGCAAGGCACAGAGCCUGUUUUGGCUGGAGGAUUUUCCAGCUGCCACAGAGAAUAAUGAAGCUAUGCGUUCUUUCUCCGAGAAAGAUAUUCUUUCUCUAAUUGCUAAACUUGUACUAAGGGGUGUUGAACAAAUUUUUGUCGGAGGCGUUGCUUGGGAGACAACUGAAGGUAAAAUUUAUGUGUUAUUUACUGGACUGCUUGCGCCUGGAGUUUGAUUUUUCUAUUUCGGUUCUUUAGAUGUUUUGAAUGCUAAAAUAAAGGAGCUCAUGGAGUUUUCUUUGCCUAGAACUAGAUGGGUUCUCUAGAUGUUUUGAAUGCUGAAAUAAAAAUGUGGAAACAUCAAACAUGAACUAUCGGCGAGCAGGUUGUCAUAUAGGGUUGAUAUGGCGUCUGUUAUUGUGGAAAGUAGUGUUUCUGUUAGCAUGCUUCCAUUAAGUGUCUGACAUGCCAUUUUCCUUGUUUGUCUCUGUUCUUUUGCUACAUUGGCUUAGUGUUAUUCGUGUGUUUUCUUCCAUAUUUUGUUGCCUGUGGCAUUAUUCGUUAUUUGGUUGGUUGAAGAUAUAGAGCAUGCACUCAUCAUAUCUAAGUGAUCGGAGUGAUAUUUAUUGGCUUAUUAGAUGGAUAUUGGCCCAGUUUAUCUUUCAUUUUUUCUAUAGCUGUUAGAAAUUUACUUUGCUCAUAGUUCAUACUAUAAUUAAUAUGAGACUCUUGUUUUGUGGUCCAAGUGUUCAGGGCUCAGGGUGCCUUGGAAGUACGCUAGCUUGUUGUCAUGAAGAAGUCAUUCAAGUUCCUUCCAGGGAGCUAUUAGUUCAUAUGUAUAUUUCUGUUUAUAUCUUAUCUUGUUUAUGUUUAGAUUUAUAUGAGCCAGUAACUUAAUGAUUGCACCAGCUGAAGUUGGUGCAUAAGGCUGCAACACCAUCUAGUGGAGGGUGUUCUGGACAAAGAAAGCUUGUACCUUAAAACAGGAGGAUACAAGAAGCUGGAGUGGUUGUCUGAAGGCUUUUGAACUGCUUGAAGCAUUAGUGUAGCUUUGGUGCUUUUGUGACUGAUCAGCUCUGGAGCAGCUAGAGUGAUAUAGUUGUGGGCUUUUGAACAAUAGUUGGAGUGAUAUGAAACAUUAGUGAUCUAGUUGUGAAUGAUAUUAUAAUUGUGAUGCUUUUGUGAAUAUAUAAUUGUGGUGCUUUUGUGUUUAUGUGAUGGAUCUAUGACUGUGG